Molecule: messenger RNA, 1168 nt
Organism: Hemibagrus wyckioides
Lineage: Eukaryota; Metazoa; Chordata; Actinopteri; Siluriformes; Bagridae
Product: protein lifeguard 1
Exons: 7
Coding region: 161-1168 (335 amino acids)
Biological process (GO): negative regulation of apoptotic signaling pathway
Cellular component (GO): Golgi apparatus; endoplasmic reticulum; membrane
Source: RefSeq, a predicted model, not a curated record
AACUAGAGGAAGUGCGGCAGUUAAAAAAAGCUAACAGGUUUCAAGUGUGAAACAGUGUGUGUGUGUGUCGGUGUUUGUCUGUGAAAGUGUGUGUGAAAGUGUGUGUGAAAGCAUUUGUGAGUGUGAGACUGAGUGUGCUACUUUUAAGACAGAAACAAGAAUGACAGACAUGGAGACAAAGCCAACCUUAGAGAAGACAGAGGGCGGAGACAGUACAGCUGCAUUUACCCCGCCUCCUUAUCCUACUGACCCAGCCUUCAUGCAGCAACCUCCUGCCUAUGUGGCCCCUCCCUACCCCUACGACCCCACGGUUAACCCCCCGGGCGGAGACGUUCCACCUCCUGCCUACGUGGCCCCUCCCUACCCCUAUGGCCCCACAGUUUACCCCCCAGGAGCCCCGGGCGGAGACGAUCCACUUCCUGCACAGAAUGUUACCACUGCAGGUUCGGCAGCAGGGGAUCAAGAAUGUGGGACUGGAGCCCCGGAAUUCGUCACGUCCUCGUUCGAUGAUAAGACCGUGCGAAAAGCCUUCAUCAGAAAGGUGUUCAGCGUGGUCACUGUGCAGCUGUUGGUCACCUUCUCCAUCGUGUGUGUGUUUACAUUCUCGGAGACGGUGAGGAAGGCUGUGCAGGAUGAAAUCUGGAUCUAUCUCAGCUCCUACAUCAUCUUCAUGGUGGUGGCGCUGGCACUGAGCUUCUCCUCGUCCCUCUGCCGCAAACACCCGUGGAACUUCAUCGCCCUAUCAGUGGUGACCCUCAGUUUGUCCUUCAUGGUUGGAACGGUAGCAUCGUACCACGACACAACAGCUGUGAUCAUUGCUAUGGGAUCAACACUCGUGAUCUCCUUCAGUAUCAUCAUCUUCUCUGCCCAGACUCGUGUGGAUUUCACGGUGUGUAACGGCAUCCUGAUUGUUCUGGCUGUGGAUCUGCUGAUGUUCGGGUUCUUCAGUACCUUUUAUUACUCCAACGUUCUGCAGAUCGUUUAUGGAAGUCUCGGAGCGCUGCUCUACGCACUGUUCCUGGCUGUCGACUGUCAGAUGGUGUUGGGGAGACAGAAAUACAGCCUGAGCCCUGAGGAGUACGUCUUCGCCGCUUUGGUCAUCUACCUGGACAUCAUCGCCAUCUUCCUCUACAUCCUCAUGAUCCUCGGAGGAAGCUCGAAAAGCUAA